GGGGCGGCGGGCGGCGGGCGGCGGGCGGCGGGCACCAGGGACGCGGGCGGCGGGAGUGCGGGUCGGGGAGGAGCGAAGGCCGCGGGUGGCCGUGGUCGGUCCUCCGCGGCUGAGAAGCCGAGGGCUCCGACGCGGGCUGCACUCGGUGAGCGGCGGGCAGAGCUAAACUUUCGCUGACUGGACCGACUGAGGAGCGGCCCAGCGGGUUGGGGUCACUGCGAGCUUCACCGAGAGGCUACUCCGCCCUCGGCCGCGGUCACUGGCUCCGGACUGACGGCUCGGCGGACCAUGGCGUCCUCGGCUCGCCUGGUCACCAUCAAGCGGAGCGGCGAGGACGGCGCACACUUCCCGCUUAGCCUCAGCUCCUGCCUGUUUGGAAGGAGUAUUGAGUGUGACAUUCGUAUCCAGCUGCCUGUAGUGUCAAAAAAACAUUGCAGAAUUGAAGUCAAAGAGGAAGAGGCAAUAUUAUAUAAUUUCAGUUCCACCAAUCCAACGAAAGUAAAUGGGGCUACUGUAGAUGAGCCUGUGCAGCUGAGACAUGGAGACAUAAUAACAAUCAUCGACCGCUCUUUUAGGUUUGAAGGUGGAAGUCAUGAGGAUGGAAGCAGGUCAACAGAAUUUCCAGGAAAGUCACUUGGAAAGGAACCAGCGCGGCGAGCCUCAAGAGAUAGCUUCUGUGCUGACCCUGAUGGGAAAGGUCAAGAUACCAAAGCUUCAAAAAUGACCACUUCAAGAAGAUCUUUUGUGCAUGCCAAGGGCCUCUCUGCAGAUAGUCCUGCCUCAGAUGGUUCAAAGGACAGUGUUACCCAAGAUUCAUCAGAGCAUGUAGAAUGGCACAAUCGCAGAAACAUAGGAGAGCCCACCUCUGGGGAUCUCUUUAAGAAGUCCAGGGCUACAGCGAGCAGUUACAGGGAACUGAAGUCUUCUCCUGCACAGAGGCUUAGCAAUAGCAACAAAAAUGAAUCUCCCUUUGAGAAACUUUAUCAGUCAAUGAAGGAAGAGUUGGAUGUAAAAUCACAGAAAUCUCGUAGAAAAUCAGAACCCCGAUCUGACCAUGCAGCAGAAGAAUCGUGGAAGACACGACUAUUGGUAUCAGGCAAGGCAAGACCGAAGUCCAGUGGAAGCACCCCUCUUACAGCAGCCUCUUCACCCAAAGUAGGAAAGAUCUGGACGGAGAGAUGGGGUGGUGAUAUGGGGCCUGUUCAGACUUCCACAGAGGCAGCUAAAAUGAAGACCCCUGUGCAGAAUUCAGAGCAACUUAAGGAUGAAGACUCUUGUGUUACUGGCAGAAGAAAUUCUGUGAAUCUGGAUGAAAAUGAAAGUGCCCAGGCAGUUCAUAAAAUAGUCACUCCUGGGAAACUGGUAACUAGAAACCAAACUGCGGUGAAAGUUGGAGAUGUUGCCAGCCCUGCUGAUACACCAGAAAAUGGCUCUUCCAAAAAGAGAAGACGUAUUCCUGCAAAUGUAGAGGCUGCGUCUGCAGAGACACAAAAGCAGCUCUCUUUAACUCAGGGCCUUGCUCUAAAUGAAAAGAAAAGUCCCAAGAAUUCCUUCAGCAAACCUGAGAAACUGGCCACAGCAGCCGAACAGACUUCCUCUGCAAUACCUGGUCUUAGUUCCAUUGAUAUGAGCAACUUUGGUGAUUCUAUUAACAAGAAUGAGGGAAUGCCUUUGAAGAGAAGACGUGUAUCCUUUGGUGGUCAUCUAAGACCUGAAUUGUUUGAUGAAAACUUGCCUCCUAAUACACCACUCAAAAGAGGAGAAACACCAACCAAGAGGAAGUCUCUUGGCUCUCACAGUCCAGCUGUCCUGAAGAAGAUCAUCAAGGAACGGCCUCAGUCUCCAGGGAAACAAGAGUCUCCUGGAGUAACUCCCCCGAGGACAAAUGAUCAAAGACGCAGAUCAGGCAGGACUUCACUUGCUUCCAGUGGAAGCAAAUUCUUAAAUGAGACAGACAUUCCCAAGAAAGGAGGUAGGAAGAGCGGCAACCUGCCUGCAAAGAGAACAUCCAUCAGCCGAAGUCAGCAUGGUAUUCUACAGAUGAUUUGCUCCAAAAGAAGGAGUGGUGCUUCUGAAGCCAACCUGAUUGUUGCAAAAUCGUGGGCUGAUGUUGUAAAACUUGGCGUGAAACAAACACAAAUGAAAGUUGUGAAACAUGUCCCUCAAAAGCAGGCAAGCAAAAGACAAAAAAGACCCAGUACUCCAAAGAAACCCACAAGCAACCUUUACAAUCAAUUUACUACAGGCCAUGCAAACUCGCCCUGUACCAUUGUAGUAGGGAGGGCACAGAUUGAAAAAGUAAGCGUGCCUGCCCGACCCUAUAAAAUGCUGAACAACUUGAUGCUAAACCGAAAAAUAGACUUCAGUGAAGAUCUGUCAGGACUAACUGAAAUGUUCAAGACUCCAGUGAAGGAGAAGCAGCAGCAGAUGAGUGACAUGGGCUCCAUUCUUUCCAAUUUAGAGAAUUUGUCUGAAAGACCGUCGCAAGUAACUAAUUCAGGAGACACACCCUUGCCCAUCACUGCAGAGAUUUUAGGAGAAAAAGUGUUCUCCAGUACUCAGAAUGUAGUAAAGCAGCAAUCUGAUAGAUAUUCUGCAAGUCCUACCUUAAGACGGCGGAGCAUCAAACAUGAAAACACAGUGGAAACUCCUAAGAAUGUCCAUAACAUUACUCCCCUUGAGAAGAAGACUCCAGUCUCUGAGACAGAGCCUCUGAAGACUGCGAGUAUGAGCAAGUUAAGGAGAUCUAGAGAGCUCAGACAUACCCUUGUAGAAAGUAUGAAUGAAAAAACAGAAACAGUCCUUGCCGAGAGGAUCACAGGAAGACAUUUAAGGAAGACAUUUCAAGGACAAGAAAUGGAUCAACAGGUGCAGGACAGUGAAAACUCUUCACAAAGAUGCAAAGAAAAUGGUGAACUAAGUGAAAGUUCAGAAAAGGCAUCAGCUAGGAGAUCAAGUGCCAGGAAGCAGAAGCCAACAAAAGACUUAAUAGUAAGUCAGAUGGUCACCCAAACAGCAGACUGUGCUGAGGAACUUCUUGGUCAAGAACAAGGAACCAUACAAAACCUAGAGGAAUCCAUGCACAUGCAAAACACAUCAAUAAGUGAUGAUCAAGGAAUCACAAAACAAAAAAUGAACAUAGCCGUAUAUGCAACCAAAGAGAAGCACUGGCCAAAGACCCCUGCCAAAACAACACAACCUCUAGAAGGCCCAGCUGAUCUCAAGGAGCACUUUGAAACACCAAACCGCAAAGAUGAACUCAUAGGUGAUGAUAAAAUUAAAGUCCUUUGCAGAUCCCCACAACCUACAGCAGAGAACAUCAAAACAAGCACAAAGCCAUGGACCAGCACGUCUGGGAAGAAAGUAGACAUGAAGGAAGAACUCUCUGCUCUGACAAAGCUUAUACAUAUGUCAGGGGAAACCAGGCAUACUUCCAAAGUCUUAGAACUUGAGCAUGGGGAUAUCAAAGCUUUGAAGCAAUCUGAAAAUGAAGUACUGGCCCCAACAAUAACUGGAAGCAAGAGGACUUUACAAAGAGCUAAGGAAAAGGCUCAGGCCCUGGAAGACCUGACUGGUUUCCAGGAACUCUUUCUAUCACCAGACCCUGGUGUCAAAAUCACAAAAAUGCCCCACAAAUCUUCACACACAGAACCAGUCAGAACCCCAGCAAGCACAAAAAGACUCUCCAAGACAGGUCUCAAGAAAGUAGAUGUGAAAGGAGAGCCUUCAACACUUGGGAAAAGAAAAAAAUCACUCGGCAGAGCUGCAGGCACACCAGCACCAGAGCAGGGAGAAAAUGACAACACAGCCUUUAUGGAAACUCCAAAGCAGAAACUGGAUUUCACAGGAAAUUCAACAGGACAUAAGAGAAGGUCACAGACACCUAAGAUCAAAACUCAGCCCCUAGAAGACCUGGAUGGCUUCCAAGAACUCUUCCAAACACCUGCUGGUGCCAGUGACCCUGUGAGUGUUGAGAAAAGUGCAAAGAUGUCUUUGGAAUCUUCACGAGCAGAACCAAUCAGAACCCCAGCAAGUACAAAGAGACUGUCCAAGACAGGUCUCAGUAAGAUGGAUGUGAGAGAAGAGCCUUCAACACCUGGGAAAAGAACAAAGUCACCAGGCAGAGCUGCAGGCACACCAGCACCAGUGCAGGGUGAAAAUGACAACACAGCCUUUAUGGAAACUCCAAAGCAGAAACUGGAUUUCACAGGAAAUUCAACAGGACAUAAGAGAAGGUCACAGACACCUAAGAUCAGAACUCAGCCCCUAGAAGACCUGGAUGGCUUCCAAGAACUCUUCCAAACACCAGCUGGUGCCAGUGACCCUGUGAGUGUUGAGAAAAGUGCAAAGAUAUCUUUGGAAUCUUCACAAGCAGAACCAAUCAGAACCCCAGCAAGCACAAAGAGACUGUCCAAGACAGGUCUCAGUAAGAUGGAUGUGAGAGAAGAGCCUUCAACACCUGGGAAAAGAACAAAGUCACCAGGCAGAGCCACAGGCACACCAGCACCAGUGCAGGGAGAAAAUGAUACCACAACCUUUAUGCAAACUCCAAAGCAGAAACUAGAGUCUGCAGGAGAUUUAACAGGGCAUAGGAAACAGUCCAGAACACCUAAAGCAAAGGCCCAAUAUCUAGAAGACAUCACUGUUUUCCAGGAGCUUUUCCAAACACCAGACCAUGCCAAUGGCCCAUUAGCGGUUGACAAAACCAAAAAAAUGUCCUGUAAUUCUUCACAACCAGAAAGUGCCAUAACCCUAAAGAACAUAGAGAGACAGUCCAGGGCAAGUAUGAGUAAAAUGGAUGUUAAAGGUGAACUUUUAGAAUCAGAGGAACAUCUACAAUUAGGAGAAGGUAUAGACACACUUAAAAUACCCAAAGACAAAGUCAUUAGAUCACCUAGGAAACCUGCAAAGCGUAAACUGGAUCCAACAUCUAGGAUGCCUGGCAGCAAGAGGAUGCGAUAUUCCUCAAAGGAUAACACAACAUGCCUCGAGGACCUGAGUGGCUUCCAACAGCUCUUCCAAAUGCCAGCCUAUGCUAAGGACUCUUUGACCAUUGAAACCUCAACAAUCCUUACUAGAUCACCACAGCCAGGACCAGUUAGAACCCAAAUCAACAGAAAGAGUCUUCCCAAGAUAAGCCUGAGAAAAGUGGAUAUGACAGAAGACCUUUCAGUUGUCUCGAAGCAGUCAUUGGGUAGAGCCUGCACAGCACCAGUGCAGGAGGAUAAUAAGUUCAAAACAAUUAUGGAGACUCCAAAGGAAACACUGAAGACUGCAGCAGAUAGAACUGGGCUUACCAGACAGCCACAAACACCUAAGGAAAAAGUCCAACCCCUGGAAGAUUAUGGUGGCUUCCAAGAACUCUUCCAAACACCACGCUACAGCUCUCAUCCACUAAUUGGUAACAAAAGAACAAGAAUGUCCUUGAAAUCUCCACAACCAGGAUUUGCUAGAAUCCCACAAACCUCAAAGAGACUGGCUAAGACAAGUGUUGGGAAUGUCGAUGUGAAAGAAAUGCUCUCUCCACUGAAUGGUCCACAGCCUGCUACAGGGGAGGUUGUACACAUACCAAUAGGGCCAGAAGAAAAUGACAGAGGGAACAAAGGUGUGAAGGAAUGCAUACCUCAGACACUGGGCUCAUCAGGAAGUCGAACUGUCAGACAGAAGCAUCGAGGGACACAUGAGGAAAGGUCUCAGUUCUCAGGAGACUUAUUUUAUCUCCCAGAGCUCUUUCAAACACCAGCCAGUGGCAAAGACCCAGUGACUGUUGGUGAAACUACAAAAAUGACUUUGCAAUCUUCACAACCAGGAUAUAUCAGGACCCCAGCAAGCACAAAGAGACUGCCCAAGACUAGUCUCGUGAAAGUGGAUAUGAGAGAACUUUCCAUACUUGAGAAACAAACACAGUCACGAGGCGGAGCCAAAUGUACACCAGCAUCGGUGCAGGAAGAAAAUGACAACACAGCCUUUAUGGAAACUCCAAAGCAGAAACAGGACUUUGCAGAGAACUCAGCAGGGAGUAAGAGAAGGUCUAAGAUCAGAACUCAGCCCCUAGAAGACCUGGAUGGCUUCCAAGAACUCUUCCAAACACCAGCUGGUACCAGUGACCCUGUGAGUGUUGAGAAAAGUGCAAAGAUGUCUUUGGAAUCCUCACGAGCAGAACCAGUCAGAACCCCAGCAAGUACAAAGAGACUGUCCAAGACAGGUCUCAGUAAGAUGGAUGUGAGAGAAGAGCCUUCAACACCUGGGAAAAGAACAAAGUCACCAGGCAGAGCUGCAGGCACACCAGCACCAGUGCAGGGAGAAAAUGACAACACAGCCUUUAUGGAAACACCAAAGCAGAAACUGGAUUUCACAGGAAAUUCAACAGGACAUAAGAGAAGGUCACAGACACCUAAGAUCAGAACUCAGCCCCUAGAAGACCUGGAUGGCUUCCAAGAACUCUUCCAAACACCAGCUGGUGCCAGUGACCCUGUGAGUGUUGAGAAAAGUGCAAAGAUGUCUUUGGAAUCCUCACGAGCAGAACCAGUCAGAACCCCAGCAAGUACAAAGAGACUGUCCAAGACAGGUCUCAGUAAGAUGGAUGUGAGAGAAGAGCCUUCAACACCUGGGAAAAGAACAAAGUCACCAGGCAGAGCUGCAGGCACACCAGCACCAGUGCAGGGAGAAAAUGACAACACAGCCUUUAUGGAAACUCCAAAGCAGAAACAGGACUUUGCAGAGAACUCAGCAGGGAGUAAGAGAAGGUCUAAGAUCAGAACUCAGCCCCUAGAAGACCUGGAUGGCUUCCAAGAACUCUUCCAAACACCAGCUGCUACCAGUGACCCUGUGAGUGUUGAGAAAAGUGCAAAGAUGUCUUUGGAAUCUUCACAAGUAGAACCAAUCAGAACCCCAGCAAGCACAAAGAGACUGUCCAAGACAGAUCUCAGUAAGAUGGAUAUGAGAGGAGCACUCUCUCCCCUGAGUAAGCCAAUGUGUGCAUCACAGAAAGUCAUGCACACAUCCACGUUUUCAGAAGAUCAUGGCAGAGAGACCAAAGAUGUGAAGGUAUUGCUAGCUGAGACGUUUGACCCAGCAGUACAUGUUACUCAUAGCAAGAGGCAGCAAGGGUUGUGUAAGAAAAGGUCCCAGUCCCCAGAAGACCUGUUUGGUCUUCAGGAGCUCUUCCAAACACCAGGACAUAACAAGGAUUCAGUGACACUGGACAAUCUUGCAAAACUGCCCUGCAGGUCUCCACCACCAGAGCCAAUAGACACUUCAGUAGCUUCACGGAGACAGCCCAGAACUGGUCUGAGGAAAGUUCAUGUGAAAAAUGAACUUUCAGGAGACAUAAUGCAUCCACAAAUGUCAGGGGAUAUCGUGGACUUACCUAGACAACCAGAAGGUGAAGACAAAGUCAUUAAAACAAGGAAGCAAUCUGUAAAGCGGAAAUUGGACACAGCAGUCAAUGUGCCUGGCAGUAAGAGGCAAAGAAUUACAAGAGCAGAAAAGACCUUAGAGGAUCUGCCUGGCUUCCAAGAGCUAUGCCAAGCUUCAGGGUUAGUAAUGGACUCAGUUAUUGUUGACAAAACCACAAAGAUGCAUAGCAAAUCUCCAGAACCUGUGGAUACAACUUUAGAGACACAGCCAAGAAGACAACUCAGGAGGAGACUGGGUGUGACUGAAGAGCCCAUGUCACAAAGAAAGACUACAAGAGUGGUAAGGCAAACCAGAAACACACACAAAGAGCCGGAAGAUGAUAGUAAAUGUAUCGAAGAGUUUAAGGAAUCUUCAGCACAGAAAGAAGACCCAGCCAUAAGUUUAACUGGCAGGAGGAACCAACCAAGGACAGUUAAGGAGAAUACCCAACCCUUGGAAGAACUGACCAGUUCACAAAAGGAAACUGCCACAAGAAUGUCUUGCAAAUCUCCAAAACUAGAAAAGAAGAAAACCUUAGCAGGCUUAAAACGACAGGUCAGAAUACAACUGUUCAAAGUGAGUGUAAAAGAGGAGCCCACAGCACAGAGAAAGCAGCCAGCCAGGGAAACCAGGAGCACACUCAAAGAGCCUGUGGGUGACAGUAUAAAUGUUGAAGAGCUUAAGAAGUCUACAAAGCAGAAAAUUGACCCAGUAGCAAGUAUGCCUGUCAGCAAGAGACCACGGAGGGUACCCAAGGAGAAGGCACAGACUCUAGAAUUUCCUGGUCUCAAAGGACCAAUCCAAACUCUAGGUCACACUGAGGAAUCAGCAAGUGAUGAAGGACCCACACAAAUGCCCUGUAAUUCUCUACAACCAGAGCAAGUUGAUAGCCUCCAGACUUCACCAAGACAUCUCAGGACAAGACAUGGGAAAGUAGAGGCAGACAAAGAGCCAUCAGCAAUAAGGAAGACAGUGCAAACAUCAAGGCAAACUAUGCGAUCCUGCAAGGUCCCUAAAAUUGAUGACAAUGGUACCCAAGCUUCAAAGGCUCCUGUAAAGCAGACAGUAGAUAUAGUAGCCAAAGUAACUGGCAGUAGGAGGCGGCUAAGGACACAUAAGGAUGGGGUUCAACCUCUUGAAGUCCUGGGUGACUCCAAAGAACAAAUAUCAGACCACUCUGAGAAACUAAGACAUGACACUAAUAUCCUUAAGAGCACUCUACAGCAAGAGCCAGACUCAGUAAAACCUCUGAGAACAUGCAGAAGAGUGCUGAGGGCCUCUAAAGAGGACCCCAAGGAAGUGUUGGUGGAUACCAGAGACCCUGCAGCAUUACAAAGCAAAAACAACCCUUUACUGUGCCCCAAGAGGAAAUCUGCAAGAGAUGGAAUCAUUCUGAGAACCAGGGCUUUGCGCUCUGUAACACCAAAGCAGGAAGCAACAGAUGAGAAGCCUGUACCUAAGAAGCAAAGGGCUGCUUCCAGCAAGAGGCAUGUAUCACCUGAGCCUGUGAAGAUGAAACACCUGAGAAUCAUGUCAAACAAACUUGACUCAGUGGAAGAGCAGGUUAGCACCAUUACAAAAACAGAAGAAAUGGAAGCCAAAAGAGAAAACCCUGUCACUCCAGAUCAGAAAACACCCCAGAGCUCUAGGUACCGAAAGAAAACCAGUGAAAAACGGCCAAGACCCACACUUGAUGCAUCUGCAGAGAAGGUUGGGAUAAAGAAAAAUGAGAAGACUAUGAAGACUGCCUCCCAGGAGACAGAGCUGCAGAAUCCAGAUGCUGGAACCAAGACGUCUACCUCUCGGGGCAAAGUCAGUGGGAAAAGAACGUGCUUGAGAUCUAGAGGACAGACUGAGAUUCCCCAGCCUCGUGAAGCAGAAGAUAAAACAAGCAAAUCAGGUGCAGAAAUUUUGACUCAGAAAGAAAAAGGAGUCUCUGGAGAUUCAGAUGUUAGGUGUUUGAGAUCCAGAAAAACUAAAGUCACUUUGGACAGUGAACCUAAGCCAAGAGUAACUCAAGGUGCCAAGAAAGAUGCAAAAACUCUGAAGAAGGAUGAAGACAUUGUAUACACCAAGAAGUUAAGAACAAGAAGUCACCAGAAAAGUUAAACUAUGUUGCAAAGACAUUUAAGAAGGAAAAAUCAAUUUGUCUUAGUGAUAAAUUCCAGUGUGAUUUUUCACCUGCAGUGUAAAGGUGAACUGUAAAUAAUACUGCCCGUGUUUAAGGAAGGAAGCUUUGGGCUUUCCUGGUCAUACUCUCUUCAAGCUCCAAUGGAGACCAUGAAGGAGAUCACUAGGGGUCUCAGAGCAAUUAACAGUUUAAUGUUUAGGGUGAGCAGGCAGAAAUGUAGCCCUCUGUCCUACCCAAUAAAGCUCUGAAAUUC
Molecule: messenger RNA, 9782 nt
Organism: Arvicanthis niloticus (Nile rat)
Lineage: Eukaryota; Metazoa; Chordata; Mammalia; Rodentia; Muridae
Gene: Mki67
Product: marker of proliferation Ki-67
Biological process (GO): regulation of mitotic nuclear division; regulation of chromosome segregation
Cellular component (GO): chromosome; nucleus
Molecular function (GO): protein binding
Source: RefSeq, a predicted model, not a curated record